AUGAAACUGUACUGUUCUAAAAUAUUAUUGUUUCCUCUUCCAUUAACUAUAUUGUUAACAUCAUCGUCAUAUGUAUAUAAUAAUAAUGAACCACAAACCACUCAAUACACUAACUACUACAUCACGAGUGUUAAGCGAAAGGACACAGAAUCGUCAAUUUAUGAUAAUGAUGAGGAAAUCAAUUCAGUGAAGGAAAUUUUCGAACGACAAACCUCACAAAGAUUACGAGAAUAUGACGAAAGGUUACAAGUUAAACGACAAAAACGUAAAGAACAACGUGACAAAAAUAUACAAAAAAUUAUUCAUAAAGAUAGAAUGGAGAAAAACUUAGCAGAAAAAAUAGAAAAAGGUUGUCUUAUGUGUGGGUGUGGGCUAGGAAGUGUUGCAGGAAGUAUUGGAUUAUUUGGUGGAAUUGUUAUAAAUAUCUGGAAACCUGUGGCACUUAAGGGCGCUAUUGCAGCAGCUCUAAAAGCAAAUGAAGCUAUGAUUUCGACUGCCGCUAAAACUGCGAGUGAUGCUGCGGGUGCGGCUAAAGUCAUUGAAUUAAUACAAUCAGCAUAUUCUGUUGAUGAAUUAGGUGGAACAGUAUUGGAAUCCUAUUUUGCUGCAACAUCUUAUAAAAAUGCCUCAGUCAUUACUCAAGCUGUUUCUAAUCAAUAUGUACAGACAUGUUUAUAUGUUCCUUCAUCGAACCUGUACCUCCCUUUCCCUGACCCUAAGAGUAAUAUUACUAUUUGCAGGUCGGUGUUGAACCAAACUUUAGCUGUCUCAAAACCAAAAAAGGGUAUUUCAACUAUAGAUGGUAUAAGCACAGCUGUACAAAAUAUGGUGUCGGAAGCCGAAGUAUCAGCUAAAGCCGCUGCUGAUAUUGCUACUAAACAAGCUACAGAAGCAUAUAUAAAGACGAGCACAGAAACUAUAGAUGCUGCAUGUACACAGUUGUACAGUGCAAUUGGUUACUCCAUCCUUGCCAUAUUAAUUAUAGUUCUAAUUAUGUUGAUAAUAUAUUCGAUUUUACGUUAUAGACGAAAAAAAAAAAUGAAGAAAAAAGCCCAAUACACAAAAUUACUAAAUGAAUAA
Molecule: messenger RNA, 1080 nt
Organism: Plasmodium reichenowi
Lineage: Eukaryota; Apicomplexa; Aconoidasida; Haemosporida; Plasmodiidae
Source: the annotation of a RefSeq genome assembly